Drosophila persimilis is the source of this 638-nucleotide messenger RNA. It is a transcript of the gene Cisd2, whose product is annotated as CDGSH iron-sulfur domain-containing protein 2 homolog. The record is from RefSeq and is a predicted model, not a curated record. The transcript has 3 exons. Gene Ontology annotation, cellular component: intracellular membrane-bounded organelle; mitochondrial outer membrane. Bases 33 to 431 code for a protein of 132 amino acids. Gene Ontology annotation, molecular function: 2 iron, 2 sulfur cluster binding. Lineage: Eukaryota; Metazoa; Arthropoda; Insecta; Diptera; Drosophilidae. Gene Ontology annotation, biological process: regulation of autophagy.
UAGAAAAGAAAAUAUAGAAGAAACUCUCGAUUAUGGAGCCUAUAUCACACGUAGUUAAAAGUUCAUUGCCCAACUACCUGUCCAGUUUGCCAAUUCCCGAUAGCUUUGGGGGCUGGUUCAAGCUAUCUUUCAAGGAUUGGCUCGCCCUCAUUCCACCCACGGUUGUGGUGGCCGGCCUUGGAUACACCACUUAUCUUGCCUUCUGCCCGGCCGCGCGAUGCGCUGGCAAGGAUUCGGGACGCUGCAACAGCUCGAUUCGCAAAAAUGAAGCCAAAGUGGUUACCAUGGUUGAUGUGGAGGACAUUGCAGGCCAGGCCGCUUUCUGCCGGUGCUGGAAAACCAAGAACUGGCCCUACUGCGAUGGCAGCCAUGGCGAGCACAACAAGCAGACGGGCGACAACGUGGGACCGGUUGUGGUGAAGAAGAAGUAAUUCCAGCGGUGCAUCGAUACGUUACGUUACGUUCACGUUUAGCAUUUCCUUGUUGAAAUUUUCGCCCUUCAAGGGGGCGAGUCUUUUGCUUAAAAAUUUCAAGCCCCCUGUCGAGCCUUUUUUAAUCGUAAGCAAACCUUGGUAUUGGAUCAAAUCUAAUCAGAAGCCAAUAAAAGUUGCCUAAUCAGAUAUUAAAUGAAGUGUGAA